Anopheles coluzzii is the source of this 1116-nucleotide messenger RNA. It is a transcript of the gene Cisd2, whose product is annotated as CDGSH iron-sulfur domain-containing protein 2 homolog. The record is from RefSeq and is a predicted model, not a curated record. Gene Ontology annotation, cellular component: mitochondrial outer membrane; intracellular membrane-bounded organelle. Bases 423 to 821 code for a protein of 132 amino acids. Gene Ontology annotation, biological process: regulation of autophagy. Gene Ontology annotation, molecular function: 2 iron, 2 sulfur cluster binding. The transcript has 3 exons. Lineage: Eukaryota; Metazoa; Arthropoda; Insecta; Diptera; Culicidae.
CAAAGAAGAAGCGAGAAAGAAUCAGACUCGGACCAUUCCUAACUUUUCCUUCCCACUAAGUGCGGUGUCAGUGGAGUUAGUUUUGCAAAUCAUUUGCACGGAAAGCAAAAUUCGGUACACUUCCAUUGGGCUGACGGAUUGUUGAAAUAUUUAGGUGCUUAACUAGUGCACCGUCUUUUGUCAAUCGUGUGAAAAACCGACAUCUGGCCUUCCGGCGUUUAACAAACUUCCCUCACUGCACUUGUCGUUGCUGAUCGUUGUGUAGCGAAACAACAGAGCACGUACAAUUGGAGAGUAGAUCUAGUUUGCUCGCCGCAGUCGUUCAUUUGCUGUUUCAAUUCCCAUACACUUCAGCGUGUACACAGGAGAAACACAGUUUGCUUGGACGUUAAAGUGUUGUGCAAAAGCCAUUUGUAACCAUCAUGCAGCUGCUUUCCGGACUGGUGAAAACAACCGUUCCCAACUAUUUGUCUGGUUUGCCAAUACCGGACACUUUCGGAGGAUGGUUCCGACUAGGAUUUAAGGAUUGGCUGUCGCUCGUACCACCGACAGCGGCCGUGGCUGGAGUCGUGUAUAUGUCGUACUUGGCCUUCUGCCCCGAAGCCCGUCCGAAACCCUCGCAAAAGGCAAACAACAAGAUUCGAUUGGAGGAAGCAAAGGUUGUAGACAUGAUCGAUAUUGAGGAUAUUGCCGAAAAAGCAGCCUUCUGUCGAUGCUGGAAAUCGAACAACUGGCCGUACUGCGAUGGAUCACAUGGUGCCCAUAACAAGGAAUGUGGCGACAACCUCGGUCCGGUGGUAGUUCAACGGAAGAAGAACUAAUUUUCAGCAAAAAGUGCAUCAUCGCUCGCCAGCUCCAUCGUCCGGCGAUUUGGCAUAUACCAGUGUUACUUUUCAUGUUCAAUUCAUCCGUUCAAGUCCCUUCCAUUUAAUCGAAACGUGCUGCCCUCAACGGUCUCAAAUAAAUUGAGCAUAUAGAAGUGCAUUUUAGUGGGAAAUUGAUGCAAUCAAUUGUAGCUUCUAUAGAAAAUUGAGUUCGAAACAGCUAAUACCUGUUGUUACAAGUAACGUUUCACAAGUUAAUAAAAAGUAGGUACCGGGUUUCAAAAAUCUCCAA